Thunnus maccoyii (southern bluefin tuna) is the source of this 4743-nucleotide messenger RNA. It is a transcript of the gene amph, whose product is annotated as amphiphysin. Gene Ontology annotation, cellular component: synaptic vesicle; cytoplasm; plasma membrane. The coding region runs from base 13 to 3639 and encodes 1208 amino acids. Gene Ontology annotation, molecular function: protein binding; phospholipid binding. The record is from RefSeq and is a predicted model, not a curated record. Lineage: Eukaryota; Metazoa; Chordata; Actinopteri; Scombriformes; Scombridae. The transcript is spliced from 22 exons. Gene Ontology annotation, biological process: synaptic vesicle endocytosis.
UCUGCAGUCAUCAUGGCGGAAAUUAAAACGGGAAUCUUCGCUAAGAACGUGCAGAAAAGGCUGAACAGAGCGCAGGAGAAGGUGCUGCAGAAACUGGGUAAAGCAGAUGAGACCAAGGAUGAGCAGUUUGAACAAGUCGUUAUCAACUUCAGGAGACAGGAGUCUGAAGGCUCUCGGCUGCAGAGGGAGAUGAGGUCCUACAUGUCUGCAAUUAAAGGGAUGCAGCAGGCCUCCAUCAACCUGACACAGUCUCUCCAUGAAGUCUACGAACCCGACUGGCACGGCAAAGACGAUGUCAUGACCAUUGGGAAGGACUGUGAUGCACUGUGGGAAGACUUCCAUAACAAACUGGUGGACUCGACGCUGCUGAAUUUGGACGCGUACCUGCAGCAGUUUCCAGACCUGAAGAAUCGUGUGGCCAAAAGAAGUCGUAAACUCAUUGACUAUGACAGCGCUCGGCAUCAUGUGGAAACUCUACAGACUUCUGGGAUGAAGAACGACCGAAAGAUGAUGAAGGCAGAGGAUGAGUUGAAGAAGGCCCAGAGAGUGUUUGAUGAGCUGAAUGUUGGUCUGCAGGAUGAACUGCCCACUCUCUGGGACAGCCGGGUCGGAUUCUACAUCAGCACUUACAAGAGUGUGACAAAUCUGGAGGCAAAGUUUCACCGUGAGAUUUCUCUGGUGUGUAGGCAGCUGUAUGAAGUGAUGACUCAACUUGCUGAGCAGCAUUCUGACAAAAUGUUCACCAUCCAAGGAGCACCGAGUGAUUCAGGACCACUGCGGCUUGCCAGAACGCCUUCACCACCAGAAGAUGAGAGUCCACCUGAGAGCCCAGAUGCCAGCUCCAAUCACAUGCUCCGCCCCGUCUCACCUGGACCUCCACGGCCCAAAUCCCCAAUACAGCUUAAAAAGGGACCCCCGGUGCCUCCACCACCAAAGGUAACCCCCACCAAGGAGGUGGCCGAGGAGCAGAUCAUCGACCUGUUUGGAGGAGAAUUCUUACCAGCGCCUUCACCAUCGCAGCCCAAUGAAAGACCAGGAGAAUCUCUUCUCGACAUGGACUUUGACGCUUUUCAGCCUGACGAAAGUGUCUCACCAAUACCACAGACAGCUGUGCCUUGGGAUAUGUGGUCGGCAAACGCCCAACCAGUGCAGCCUGCUGCAGACACCAGCUUUGUCGCCGACUGGUCCGCUGACUUUGGUUCAGUGACAGCAAAUGGAGAUGCUGCUUCAGGAGCUGAGGCCCCCACCGAUCUUGGGGCCCCUACUGCUCCUGGGGCCACUGCUGCAGGGCCAGAGGGGGCGGAGGGCAGGGCACAGAGUGGGGCUCAGGGCUGGCCCCAGGGAGACUCCUGUCAGCCAGGUGGAGACACACCUACACUUCCUCAUCCGCAGGACAGUGAGGCAGCCAUAGCACCUGAAGAUGAGGUUAGCAGCCGGGACCACAAUCCUCUAACUUACCCCAACCUCCAUCCCUCUGCAGUCGGAGGUGAUGAAGCUGAGACAGAGCAGGUAGAUUCAGGGGGAGAUGUAGCAGGGAAGGAAGACCGCAGGAAGUCAACCCCAGGACUUAUUUUCACUAACGAGUACGGUGAACAGAUUCAGGACAGCACUGAGGACAGAGGGGAGAAGUGGUCCAGGUCUCCUGAUGGGUCUGGGUCUGAGUAUGAGACUGCUGAGGAAUGGGGUGAUGGAGGUCAGGGUGGGGACUGGGCAAGUGCAGAUGAUGAACUUUCAUAUGAAGAUCCUCCCCAGCGGGGAGAUGUUGCAAAAAGUAGAAUUGAUGGUGAGGCCACAGAUCAGCCUCAAACAGUGUCAGCAGAUAAAAAUAUUAAUUGUUUAGCUGAAGACAAGCCACCAGAAAAACAACCUGACCUCACAAGUCCUUCUGAAACACAGGGAGGAGGUGCGUUUGAUUCUGAUCCUUCAGCUGAAACACAGGGAGGAGGUGCGUUUGAUUCUGAUCCUUUUGCUGAAACACAGGGAGGAGGUGCGUUUGAUUCUGAUCCUUUUGCUGAGACACAGGGAGGAGGUGCGUUUGAUUCUGAUCCUGCAGCUGAAACACAGGGAGGAGGUGCAUUUGAUUCUGACCCCUUUGCUGAAACACAGGGAGGAGGUGCGUUUGAUUCUGACCCCUUUGCUGAAACACAGGGAGGAGGUGCGUUUGAUUCUGAUCCUUUUGCUGAAACACAGGGAGGAGGUGCGUUUGAUUCUGACCCCUUUGCUGAAACAGAGGGAGGAGGUGCAUUUGAUUCUGACCCCUUUGCUGAAACACAGGGAGGAGGUGCGUUUGAUUCUGACCCCUUUGCUGAAACACAGGGAGGAGGUGCGUUUGAUUCUGAUCCUUCAGCUGAAACACAGGGAGGAGGUGCGUUUGAUUCUGAUCCCUUUGCUGAAACACAGGGAGGAGGUGCGUUUGAUUCUGAUCCUUUUGCUGAAACACAGGGAGGAGGUGCGUUUGAUUCUGAUCCCUUUGCUGAAACACAGUUUGGAGACAGGAUGGGUGGCUUUAAAUGUGAUCCAUUUGCUGAGACCUCAGGAGAAGGUGAUGUUGUGGCCGCCAGUGAUGGAAGAACUGGGUGGGAUACAGAUCCAUUUGCCAACAGUCUCCCAGCAGCGCCUUCAGAUACUGAAGGUCCUGCCACCAACACCACAUCUUGGCAGGAAGUCAGUAACAAUAUUGGCUUCUACUCUUCUGUCACUCAAGAAAACUCUGCGUCCUUCUCUGGCACAGCAGCACAAGGAAUUAAAGAUGUAAGCAUUCCCAGAAUUCACAAAGAACCAGAAAAUUCAGACAUGUCCGAAGAUGAGGCUGCAAACCGGAGAUUUGGAAAGUUGUACCAAGAGCUAGAUACAGAAAAGGAAGAGGAUGCAGCUGCCCCAUCAUUUUUUGCUGAUUUUGAUAAGAUGAACGAAGCCUCUGAGACACAAGCUGCUGCCAUGACAGAACCUGUAGAGCCACAAGAGGAGCCUGCAGCUCCUCCUGCUGGAGAGGUGGAGGAGCCUGCUGCUCCUCCUGCUGGAGAGGUGGAGGAGCCUGCUGCUCCUCCUGCUGAAGAGGUGGAGCAGCCUGCAGCUCCCCCUACUGGAGAGGAAGACACAGCAGAAAGCUCUGGUAGUCCAAAGGAGGAGAAACUUGCUACUCCUUCAGCUGAAGAGGCCGAAAUAUCUCCAAAUGAAGCUGCUCCAUCAGAAUCAGUUUCUGCUCCAGAGGAAAAGAAGGAAAGUCCUGUGGAUGAAGCUUCGGAAAAGAUGCCAAUCCCGUCUGUGGUAAUUGAGCCUGCUUCCAGCAAUGAAGGUGAUGAUGACCGUGAUGCUGACAUCAUCUCUCCUACCACCAUCAGUGACAACGGUGUGACUGCUGAAAACCAAACCAUCAAACACAUGAGUCCGUCCGGUGGAGUCUCAGGACUUCCUGAUGACUUUUUGUACAAGGUGGAGACGAUCCAUGAUUUUGAGGCUGCAAAUUCUGAUGAACUAGAACUGAAGAGAGGUGAUGUGGUGUUGGUGGUUCCCACUGCCUCUGUAGAGGAUCAGGAUGCUGGCUGGCUCACAGGGAUCAAAGAAAAUGACUGGUUAACACUGGGAGCUGGUGCUGAAAAAGGACUUUUCCCAGAGAACUUUACGCAGCGUUUGGAGUAAGAAGACUCUUAAGCUGGUGGAAAAAAUAAGCAGAAGUGAGAGACAUGGGUGCAUAAGUCAUCAAGUCAGCAUGUAGCCAACCCCUUUUCUGAAAAAAAAACAACAACCUUGUAACCUGCUGCAGCGGUAUGCUGGACAACUUAAGGCUUUCUUUGGUAGAUGAAACUUUUCGGUCUACAGAAAUGAAUAAACACUAGUACUAUUCCCAGCAUUACGGAAAAUUAAGAAGCAUGAUGUGAUAGUAUGAUCUACCCUUAUCUGGAAAUAAGAUGUUUUUUUGAAAGCAAGCAAAAAAUGAUGUAUGGUUUAUAGGGAAUGUUGCAAUCUGUACAUGUUCACACCCACAAACCUACAAAAGGAGGAAAAUUGUUUCUGAAGAAAAACAACAACAACAACAACAACAAAAGAAACAACUGUACCUUCUUUGCACCAAGUGUGUUGUACUGAUUUUGUUGCUCUGUUGUGGAAUAUAUCAGAAUUUGUAGUGCUGUGAUCUCUUUAAAUGUUAUGUAUAACAUGAAACUCUUGAGUUUGUUGGUUUUUUCAGGUAUGUUAUCACUGUUUGUAUGUUUCUGUAACAUCAUGAGUGUGUGUGUCUGUGGGGACGUUUUGUUUGGCAUAUGUGGUAAAGAAUUAAGUCAUUGAUGAGUGUUGCUGUGGUUUUGCCAAAACAAAUAUUGACAUGUAUUAUUUUAACAUAGGGACACAAAGCAAUGCACAUCAAGCAUGAGAAUCUAAAAUAUUUAUAAUAGUAAGAGUUCCAAGAUGAGCAAAUUAAGUAUUUCCCCACUAUUGAAAAUAUCUUUGUAUAACUAACAUGUCAUCUAAAAUCCUAUUUUCAAGACACCAAGCCAUCCAGAAGGCAGUUCAAUCUUAUCAGCUAUUUCUUUCGAAAUGCAUAAUUACAGAGAAGGUAUUAAAAAAUCCAAUUUGCAAUCUAUGUUGUUGGUAUAUAUCAGUUCUCUGUAUUACAACAGUUUCAUAAAUCAACACGUAUGAUGUCACUUCCUUUGAUAGUGAAGUUAAUUGUCAAUGUAGACCCUUUUGUGAUGUACAUACCAUAAACAUCUAUGUGACAGUCAAUAAAUAAGACUUCAUAAGUUA